AUGCAGAACAACUACUUCGUCUGCACGCUCGGCCAAGCGGCAGCCCUGAACACCAAUCCGAAAUCCUACCGAAACAUUAGCGAGUUCCUCAGUCAGCAAUCCCAGCAUCAUCCAUUACUCCCAGCUGUUGGCUUUCCUAUACCACGACCCAACCAGCGGGAAUGGGACUACCGCGUCCUCUCGUUUGCAGACGUUGACCAGGGCACCAACGUCUUCGCCUCGCGCCUCACAACUUGCCUUGGCACAUCUCGCAAGCUAGCGACUGUAGCCCUGUUGUGCCACAGCUCUCCGGAAUUCCUCUUCACUUGGCUGGGUCUGAUCAGACUAGGGUACUCCGUCCUUCUGAUAGCACCACAAUGCCAGCCAGCAGCCAUCCUGCAUCUCUGCACAGCGUGCGAGGUUACUGACUUCUUCUACGAUGUUGCCCAUACUGAACGGGCCCAGCAGACCGAGACGCUGGCAAAAGAACAAGGUACGCUGGGGCUACAAGUGACGCUGUUACCACUGAGUGGUGCAGAAGACGUUCUCGAUGUGAUCCAGACCCCACUAGAGAGUAGCGUCGAACCUCUUCACGUAGAUGAAGGAUCCAUUGCGUACUUACACCACACGUCUGGAACCUCGUCAGGCCUGCCAAAACCGAUCCCGCAAUCCCAUCGUGCGGCUAUUGGCGUGCUUCCGCAUCUCCCCAAGAUUCCUGCCCUAGCAUCCUUCACUACAACGCCCCUUUAUCAUGGCGGCAUCGCGGAUCUCUUCCGGUGCUGGACGAGCAAUGCUAUGAUCUGGCUCUUCCCGGGCAAAGAUGUACCAAUCACAGCACGCAACAUCUGCGAAUGCCUGGAUGUGGCCAAGACGUACGCGGCGACGGAAGGUUUACCCAAAGUCAAAUACUUCUCAUCCGUACCCUAUGUACUUCAAAUGAUGGAGGCCGACGAGAAGGGUCUGCAGCUGCUCCAAGACAUGGAUAUUGUGGGCGUUGGAGGCGCUGCAUUGCCAGCAGAAGUGGGCGACCGAUUAGUAAAGAGCCGUGUUAAUCUCAUCUCCCGAUUUGGGAGUGCAGAGUGUGGCUUCAUUCUGUCUUCAUAUCGCGAUUUCGCCGCCGACGACGAUUGGCAAUAUCUGCGGAACUACAACCCACCGAAAUUGGUAGAGUUCGAGAAGCGCGAAGGGGACCUAGCCGAGCUUAUUAUCAAGCCCGGAUGGCCACAUAUGGCCAAACAAAACCGACCGGACGGAUCUUUUGCAACUGCCGACUUGUUUGCAGCACAUCCGACCAUUAAGGACGCAUGGUUGUACCAUUCGCGAGCAGAUUCGCAACUCACACUGAUAACCGGAAAGAAAUUCGAUCCGGCGCCCCUGGAAGACGCUAUUGCGACUUCUCCUUAUCUCGACGAUGUGCUGAUAUUUGGCAAUAACAGACCCUUCCCAGGUGCUCUUCUCCUGCGAUCAAAACAGUCAAGUAACAUGUCAGACCAAGAGCUCCUAGGCGCCGUUAGGAUACAAGUCGAGAAGCUAAACAGCGAAAGCCAGGACCAUGCAAGGAUAUCGUUUGACAUGCUCGUUCCGCUACCCCACCAAGAUCAGCCACUCGAGAAGAGCAGUAAAGGAACCAUUAUCCGGAGAGCGGCAGAGGCCCGGUUUGAAGACGCUAUUAACAGCGCGUAUGGCUCACAAGAUUCCGACUCGUCACUUGAAGUAAGCGACGACGACGUGCCCCAGCAUCUAAUCGGCCUCAUUCAGAGUAUGACGGGUCAGACGGCGGAACUGAACAAAGACAUAGAUCUCUUUUCCUACGGUGUCGACUCAAUCGCAUGCAUGCAGUUGAGGACACGUUUGAGACGCUUGAUUCCCAAUUUUGAAGGUCAGCUCCCGAUGAGCGUCGUUGAGGACUGCGGUACCGUGCGACGAUUGACAGACUAUGUCUUACGGAAGAGGCAUGGACAGAGCGACUCCGGUGGUGAGGACGAAGAGAAGCUGAUGUUAGACCUGGUGAAGCAGUAUGGCUCGUUCACGGCUUCAACACUGCGUACCGCUACCAAUGGCUCCGUUGCGAAGAGGGGAGUUGACGAAGUGGUAGUACUAACGGGAGCGACCGGCGCGUUGGGAGCACACGUUUUAGACCUGUUGCAGAAAAGAUCGGAUGUUGAGGCUGUUUACUGUCUUGUCAGAGGAGCAGAUGAGCAUGCAGCAAGAGAACGUGUCAGUAAAGCAUUGGAGCAGCGUGGACUAGUUAGCUUGUUGACCCCAGGAGCCGCGGAUGGUAAAAUCAAAGUCAUACCGUCUCAGCUGAGCGAAGAACGUCUGGGACUGGAUGAAGACGUAUACGAGUACCUCGCCGAGAACGCGACUUCAAUCAUCCACGUCGCCUGGACUGUCAACUUCCGCCUGAAGUUGCGCAGUUUUGAGAAAGAUAACAUCGCCGGUGUGCGAAACCUGCUCGAUCUUGCCCUCAAGUCACAGCGAUCACAACCUCCGCGUUUUACGUACUGCUCUUCUACUGCAGCCAUUAUGAACGGCACCCUCGACGCGUCUGGUCAGCUACCCGAGGUGGUGUCAUCUGAGCCCUCAUCAGCAUCUCCAUUGGGUUAUUCGCGUUCGAAGUGGGUCGCAGAGCACAUCUGCCUUGAAGCGCAUAAUCGGACGAAUCUUCGCGGAUGUAUAGCAGUAGUCCGUGUUGGACAACUCGCUGGGGAUUCCACAUCAGGGGUAUGGAACACAAAGGAGGCAUGGCCCAUGAUGUUGAGUACCGCGAGACUCAUCAAGUGCUUACCUGAUCUCGGUGAUGAGCCUCUAGAUUGGCUGCCAGUCGACGUUGCGGCGAAAGCGUUCCUUGAAGCUGCCGGUCCUCGCAAGGAACAUGGGGAAAUGCCAGUGUUCCAUGUAUUGAACCCGCACCACGAACCAAGCUGGACUCAGAUGUUGCAGUGGCUUCAGAAGGAAGAUCAGUUUGAGAUAGUUUCGCCCAAAGAAUGGGUAGAGCGUCUAGAACAGGCUGGUGACUCGGAUCAUUCUGCGCUGAAGCUGUUGGGGCUUUGGAAGGAAUCGUACGGCCGCGAACUGACAGAGAAGACCGCGCGACCACAGUUCUCAACGACAAAGACGAGCGAGUCUGUACAGGCGCUGAGGAAUGUCGAGCCGCUGGACAAGGAGUAUGUCGAGAGAAUAUGGAACUGGAUCCAGGAAAAUGUCAAGUAG
Molecule: messenger RNA, 3192 nt
Organism: Alternaria ventricosa
Lineage: Eukaryota; Fungi; Ascomycota; Dothideomycetes; Pleosporales; Pleosporaceae
Product: putative NRPS-like protein biosynthetic cluster
Exons: 2
Coding region: 1-3192 (1063 amino acids)
Molecular function (GO): phosphopantetheine binding
Source: RefSeq, a predicted model, not a curated record